AUGGAGAUAUGGCAUGGGGAUUUUCAUGAUGAGGAAUUCUUUUGCAAGCUUAGCGUUCUUGAGCUUCGUCAUCUCUCCAAGGAAUCUGCAACAUCCACAAGUCGUUUUAUUGAGAGUUUAACCAACUUGGAAGAGCUAAUCGUACGUGAAUCUUAUCUAGAAGAGCCAAGCAGUGAUGUGGAAGUCUCGGAAGGCCCUAGUCAAGAGCGGAAAGUAAUAUUACCCUUUUCAAGACAAAUUAAACAUUUGAAGGCUCUAAAUAUGUCAGAUUGUGAUGGGUUAUCAAGUAUGUUUACACCGACAAUAGCUGAAAAUUUGGUGGCUCUCACAAAAUUGAGGAUAAGUAAUUGCGGGAUAUUGACAGAAGUUAUUAGUGACAAGGGAAGUAAGGAGAGGCAUGAAGUGGCUUUCCAUCAUUUGAAAUGUAUGGAGCUUGAUGGGUUGAUAGAGUUGAAAUGUUUCAGCUCAGGUGGAUGCGCUUUAAUAUUCCCUCUCUUGGAAGACGUCAUUGUGAAUGGAUGUCCCAACAUGAAGUUCUUCUCCGAGGGGCCAAUAGAGGCCCCAAAGCUGGAUAGAGUAAAAGUAGAUAUGACGAAACAGUAUGGACCAACAGAGUACCAGUAUUUUUGGAAGGAAAACCUCAACAUGACCAUCCAAAAUGUGUUUAAAGAAAUGGCUAUGGUUGCUAAGGCUGAGUUUGUGCGGCUGUUUGAGUUCCCCGAACUCAUUGGAAAGUGGCACAAUGAACAUAAUCCCGUCAAUUCAUCUUGGCGAUUAAAAACCCUGGUGGUGGAUAAGUGUCCAUCAUUUAUUAAUGCUAUGCCAUCCAAAUUGAUGCUUGUUUUGGAGAAAAUGACGAGCUUGCAAGUGCACGAUUGCAAGUCUUUGGAAGAAAUAUUCGAUCUUGGAGGGCUUGAGGGCGUGGAAAGCACUCGGGUGCUGCCUCGGCUACAAUAUUUGAAGUUGGUCAAUCUACCGAAGUUGAGGCAACUAUGGAACAAAGAUCUUCAAGGAAUGAUGCGCUUCAAUUCUCUAUCUUCUCUGACUCUUUAUAAAUGCAGCAACUUGAGACAUGCUUUCACCCCAUCGAUGGCUUGGUGCCUUGCCAAUCUAGAAUAUAUGGAAAUAAGGGAGUGUGAUCAAAUGGAAGGAGUGAUCGAAGAUGAAGAAGGGCAGGGAAGCGCAAUGGAGAAGAUUUCAUUCCCGAGGCUCGGUUGGAUGAUACCGAAAUGGUUGCCCAAUUUGACUAGUUUCCUAUCGGGAAAGAAUCAUGCGUUGGAUUGUCCCAAAAUAGAAUAUCUGAGGAUUGCCUACUGCCCCAAAAUGAGAAGUUUGACGUGGCAGUCUUCAAUGGAUAUUGACUAUAAUAUGCCUUCACUUUUCACUCCACGGGUACAAUUUCUUGGGCUCAUGUGCAUGGUUCUCUCUCACAUGGACAAUUUAAGCAAAAUAUGGCCCGACAAUCCUCAAGAAACUCUCACUUUUGACUCUCUUCGGGAAGUGAAGGUCAAAAAUUGCGAGAGCCUAGAAAAUCUGUUUCCGCAUUGGGUGGCUACAAGUCUAACCCAACUUGGGAAGCUUCGAGUGGAAUCUUGUAGGAUCGAGGAAAUAGUCACUAAUGGAGACGACACUCGACACUCCAAUAUUGCUCAAGUUCUUUUUCCGAAACUAACGUCUUUGAUGUUACAUGAUAUGACACGACUCAAGACCUUCUGCCCUAACUUGCCCACUUUGAAUUGGCAAUUCUUGAAGGAGUUGCGAGUGACUCACCGUGAUAAACCGAACAUGUUGUCUUUUGCGGCAUCCAUGAGCAAGUGGACUCGAGAAGAUGAUCAACGGGACCUUUCAGACCAAGAAGCGCACUCUUCGUUUGAGAGGGACUUUCCCAACUUAAAUAGACUUUUAUUAGUCGCUAAGGAUAUUCAGAUGAUACGAGAUGGGAAAUUUCCCGAUGACAUCUUUGGCAAGCCAAAAGCACUAACAUUGGCAUGCUUCCAAGAUGAAAAGGCCACCUUUCCUCCCAGUUUCCUAAUAGAGAGAUUUCAGAAUAUGGAAAGUCUUGAGAUCUUACGUAGCUCUUUUGAAGAUAUAUUCCCACGGAGGGAUUGUUGA
This is a messenger RNA of Rhodamnia argentea, 2112 nucleotides long. RefSeq lists its product as uncharacterized. NCBI's taxonomy places the organism in Eukaryota, Viridiplantae, Streptophyta, Magnoliopsida, Myrtales, Myrtaceae. The transcript is spliced from 4 exons. The record is from RefSeq and is a predicted model, not a curated record. The coding region runs from base 1 to 2112 and encodes 703 amino acids.